AUGUCGAGCAUGAUGCGUAGAGACCCCUAUCAGGAUGACAUAAUCUAUUCGCUCAUGAUUUGGACGGAAUUGGAGUCGCACUACUUUCCUGAUAGUCUGGAUGCGUGGGUGGCUCAUUGGACGGCAUUCAAAACACUGGUCAAGGAGUACCAACGCCAACGGCCACUUCCCACAAAUGCGGUCAUGAGAUACGUAUUUAAUCCGUUUCAGAAGAUUAUCACUAUUCUCGCGAUCAUGACCGAUGGGAUAUCCCCGGAACAACAUAAUGAUAUUAUGUGUUCCAACGAAACGUCACUCCUCGAUGAGCUUCUUCGGUUUUCGGCUUCCUCCGCGAUGCUAUCUAAUCUUCUCCACUCUGUCGAUCUCUCUGAUAGCGUUUCGUGCUCAUCGUUCUUGGAAAGCUGCAUCGCACAGCAGGAGAGUAUGAGAACAUGGUAUAGACUGAGGCAAACAGAUAUCGGCGAGUUAUUGUCUUGCAACACGGGUGAGGAGACCUCAUAUAGUGAUCUCCGUCCCACCGAUGAUCUAUUCGGCCCGGCGUCUCAAUUUGUAUCUCUCGAUAGCGCCAGGAUACAUAUGAUGUUUUUCAACGCGAUGCGACUUGUUCAUAUUUUGAUACACCACGCAAAAACUCUCGUCUCAUCACAUGUGCACGGCGAUCUACCCGAUGAGGACAAUGUUCUUCUCGAGGGCUUCUAUGCCGAUCAGAUUGCUCGAUCGAUUGAGUUUUGUCUACGUGACAAGAACCGAGCCUGCCUUGCUCAUCUCUCAAUUCUGCUCCUUGGUCAGAUCUCGCAGACUUACAUCAAAAUGCAAAGUGUUGAACGAAUUGCUUGGUGUGAAGAUGUGCUACUCAAGAUUUCUCAUCUUGGUUUCAGCAGUGCAAGUCACCGAAAGAUUAUCAUGGUUGAAGAAUGGAAUAAGGCGCAAAUGAUCCGAGGCCGGAGAAGACACGAAUUAAAGGCGAUACCGGCCAAAUGA
Molecule: messenger RNA, 981 nt
Organism: Penicillium manginii
Lineage: Eukaryota; Fungi; Ascomycota; Eurotiomycetes; Eurotiales; Aspergillaceae
Exons: 3
Coding region: 1-981 (326 amino acids)
Source: RefSeq, a predicted model, not a curated record